AUGUCUCGCCGGGAGUCUCCGCCGCCCUCGCCGCCUCCGCCGCCACUGCUGCUGGGAGUGCAGCGGGGGGAGGACCGUCCGGAGCGCGCCGAGCCGCUGUCCGACGCCGAGCGGGAGAUCAUCCAGGGCACGUGGGGGCUGGUGUACAAGAACUGCGAGGACGUGGGGGUGUCCGUGCUCAUAAGGUUCUUUGUGAACUUCCCGUCAGCCAAACAGUACUUCAGCCAGUUCCAGGACAUGGAGGACCCAGAGGAGAUGGAGCGAAGCAGCCAACUUCGACACCAUGCCCGCAGGGUGAUGAACGCCAUCAAUACUGUGGUGGAAAACCUCCAUGACCCAGAGAAAGUGUCUGCAGUGCUGGCCCUGGUGGGGAAGGCCCAUGCUAUCAAACACAAGGUGGAGCCCAUGUAUUUCAAGAUCCUGAGCGGCGUGCUGCUGGAGGUGUUGGCUGAAGAUUUCCCUGAAUUCUUCACAGCCGAGGUGCAAAUGGUGUGGACCAAACUGAUGGGGGCAGUGUACUGGCACGUCACAGGGGCCUACACAGAGGUGGGCUGGCUCCAGGUCUCCAGCUCAGCGGUUUGA
Pleuronectes platessa (European plaice) is the source of this 582-nucleotide messenger RNA. RefSeq names its product cytoglobin 2 (gene cygb2). NCBI's taxonomy places the organism in Eukaryota, Metazoa, Chordata, Actinopteri, Pleuronectiformes, Pleuronectidae. Gene Ontology annotation, biological process: oxygen transport. Bases 1 to 582 code for a protein of 193 amino acids. The transcript has 3 exons. The record is from RefSeq and is a predicted model, not a curated record. Gene Ontology annotation, molecular function: oxygen binding; iron ion binding; heme binding.